Molecule: messenger RNA, 2814 nt
Organism: Linum trigynum
Lineage: Eukaryota; Viridiplantae; Streptophyta; Magnoliopsida; Malpighiales; Linaceae
Source: the annotation of a GenBank genome assembly
CGCUCCGCUGGCUGGCUGCUCCUUAAACCCUAAAGAAUAGUGAAGCUGCGGAUAAACCUUAAACCCUAGUUCCAGCAGCCGGAAUCCAUUCGACGCCAUGCCCAUUAAAGUCCUCUCCCAGCUCCGCCUACUCAGUCCCGCACUCCCCAUCAGCCUUGUCCCCAAAGCCAAGCACUGCUCCCAACUCGCUUGCUUCCGCUCCAUCAACAAUACUCUCUCCCUCGUCUUCCCUUUAAGACUCAACAAAUUCGCAGCUUUUGGGACCCGAGUCGGCGCCCGCCCAUUUCGUGCUCGGGGAGCAGCCCGCUCCGCCCAAGAUUUCGGACGAGAGGCGAGGGCCUCCAAGAGCUUGAUUGAAGACGAGGCCGAGCUCAGCGACUGGGUCAGCGAUUUGCGAACGAGUUCGAUCCGCGGCCGGCAGACUAGCGACGAAGACUCGGAUUCCGACAUGGCUGGUAAGAGGAACAGGGGUGGGGUUGGAGGGAGAGGACGGGGAGAAGGGGCAAGAGAAGGGUUGCCGGUGAAGAGGAGGAGGGAGGGUGAGACCGGCGAGUAUGAUGCAUCGAGUCGGAGGAGAGUUCGAACACAGGGCGGCGAGUCUUUUCCGAGGAAUUCGGCGCUCAGAGGCGGUAAUGAAGGAGGGAGGUUCCAAGCGCGGACAACUGGCGGUAGAAAUGGAGAUUCGAGAGGAAGAGGAAGAGGGAAAGUAGUAGAUUCGGUGUUUAGAAGGGAUGCAAAUAAGGGCCCGGGUGGGAAAAAAGGCUUUAUUUCUGACCAGGAUGGCGAUGGAGAUAAUGACGAGGAGAAAAUGGCGUCAAUAGGAGGCCUUGGGGAUCUGCUGGUGGAAGAGGAGAGUGACGACGACGAUGAUGAUGGCAAGGAAGGAGAAGAAGAUGACGACGAUAGUUUUUAUAAGAAUCGUGCAUCUUCUUCGUUGGGAUUGGAGAAGCAGUAUCAGGCAAAAGUAACUCCAAGUUCAGCUGGAAGUUCGGACUCUUAUCUGAGUGAAACUAGAUUUGACCAGUGUUCAGUUUCUCCACUGUCAUUAAAAGCAAUCAAAGAUGCUGGGUAUGAGAAGAUGACCGUCGUCCAGGAAGCUACACUCCCCGUAAUUCUUAAAGGAAAGGAUGUUUUAGCCAAAGCUAGAACAGGCACUGGUAAAACUGUAGCAUUUCUGCUUCCAUCAAUUGAAGUCAUUGUGAAAUCACCUCCUGCUGAUCAUGAUAACAAGCGACCCCCUAUUCUUGUGCUCGUAAUAUGCCCGACAAGGGAACUUGCAUCACAAGCUGCAGCAGAAGCAAAUAAGCUACUGAAGUACCAUCCUUCCCUUGGUGUCCAAUUUGUGAUAGGAGGUACAAGACUUGCUUUAGAGCAGAAAAAAAUGCAAGCUAACCCAUGCCAGAUUCUUGUUGCUACACCUGGAAGACUCAGAGAUCAUCUCGAGAAUACCGCUGGGUUUGCAACAAGAAUGAAGGGUGUCAAAGUGCUUGUUCUUGAUGAAGCUGAUCGUUUACUUGAUAUGGGAUUCCGCAAAGACCUUGAUCAAAUAAUCGCUGCUCUUUCAAAACAACGCCAAACACUCCUAUUCUCUGCAACAGUUCCCGAAGAGGUUCGUCAAGUGUGUCAUUUUGCUUUGAAAAGAGACCAUGAGUUCAUUAAUACAGUUGAAGAGGGGUCAGAGGAGACACAUGCAAAGGUCAGACAAAUGCAUUUGGUUGCUCCCAUGGAGAAGCACUUUUCUCUCCUGUAUGCGCUCCUACGAGAUCACAUUGCAGAUAAUGUCGAUUACAAGGUUCUCGUUUUUUGUACCACUGCCUGGGUCACAAGACUGGUUUCGGACUUUCUUGGUGAACUAAAACUAAACGUCAGAGAGAUUCAUUCCAGGAAGGCUCAGAAUUACAGAACUAGGGUUUCUGAUGAGUUCCGGAAGUCGAAGGGCCUCAUACUAGUGACUUCUGAUGUAUCAGCACGUGGUGUUGAUUACCCUGAUGUUACCCUUGUUAUACAGGUGGGCUUGCCAGCCGGAAGAGAACAGUACAUCCACCGGCUAGGCCGAACAGGGAGAAAGGGGAAAGAAGGGCAAGGCAUACUUCUGCUUGCACCAUGGGAAGAAUUCUUUCUCUCCACUAUGAAGGAUUUGCCCUUAACCAAGGCUUCUGUCCCCACAGUAGACCCAGAGACAACCAAGAAGGUUGAAAGGGCGCUGUCCAAUGUGGAGAUGAAGCACAAAGAAACAGCGUAUCAAGCUUGGCUUGGAUAUUACAACUCUGACAAGAAGAUUGGGAAGGACAAGGCGAAACUGGUUCAGCUUGCGAAUGACUUCAGCAGGAGCAUGGGGCUUGACAACCCCCCUAUCAUUCCUAAGAUCAUCCUUGGCAAGAUGGGUCUCAAGAAUGUCCCUGGCUUGCGCUCCAAGUAGUCUGUCUGUGCCUGCUGUGCUGAUUUUGUUAGCUGACCUGACCAGAUUGAGCUCUGCCUGUGAUAUUGGUCUUGGAAGGAAAGAAGGCAACAAGAGAAGCGCAUGGUGUUGAAUCCAUCUUUAUUUGCAGCUCUUGUGUAAUAGCGUCAUCAAAAGCACACACAGGUUUUGAUUUAUGAACGUUACUGUUUAUCCUUUCAUAUACAGUCGAUUCAAAUCGUAGGAUGAGUCGUUCUGGUAUCCUGUAUGAUUGAUUAUCUAAUUGGUGUAUAUGCUCCUAUUUAUAUGAGAUCAUUCAAAUUUGCAUCAUAUUGUUUGCUUCUACAAUUGUCAGAUAUAGUUUUGUUUAUGGAACCUAAGUGCCAUUACAGGAAAAAAAAAGUAUUUUGUUUUAC